Messenger RNA from Atta colombica, 2452 nucleotides. Its product is annotated as 1-acyl-sn-glycerol-3-phosphate acyltransferase gamma-like. The transcript has 7 exons. Gene Ontology annotation, cellular component: endomembrane system. The record is from RefSeq and is a predicted model, not a curated record. Gene Ontology annotation, molecular function: 1-acylglycerol-3-phosphate O-acyltransferase activity. Bases 288 to 1451 code for a protein of 387 amino acids. Lineage: Eukaryota; Metazoa; Arthropoda; Insecta; Hymenoptera; Formicidae.
GCUAGUGUUCGCGCAUACACAGCAUGGAGUUCCGAUUCUCCUGAUGAGAGGGACGGAGUACGGAGCGCCGACAUCAAGGCACUGUCGAGGCACGCACAAAAGCGCACCAUCAAUUCACUGUUAGUGAAUUUUCGAACUUCGCACUUUGAUCCGUAUUCUACACUUGGCACAUGCACAGUUCUCUUCCACACGCACGCUUCCUCUUGCCUGGGAUGCUGAAUUAAGGCAGAGAAACCAAAUUUAUGUUUUCUAUAAAACAUACGGUCUAGUAUUAUUUGCUUAUCAUAAUGAGAGUUCUUGCCUUUGUAAAGCAAUGGUUGGUGGUACACCUUUUGUUUGCCAUCACAUUUUUUACAUCCGGCUUGAUAAUAAAUUUCUUCCAAUGCAUUUUAUACCUUGGACUGAAGCCCAUUUCAAAGUACUUCUACCGCAAGAUUAACUAUUAUCUCUGUUAUUCCUUUUACUGUCAAUUGGUAUUUAUGGCAGAAUGGUGGGCAGGAUCAGAACUGAUAUUAUAUAUAGAUAAGGAGGAUUUUAAUAAAUAUUUCGGUAAUGAACACGGCUAUCUUCUGAUGAAUCAUUGUUACGAAACCGAUUGGUUAAUAGGUUGGCUGUUAUGUGAUCGCGUGAGAUUGCUAGGUAACUGUAAAGCUUAUGCUAAGAAGUCGAUACAAUAUAUUCCUACGUUAGGAUGGGCAUGGAAAUUCGCUGAGAGUAUCUUCCUCGAGAGGAAUUGGGAGAAAGAUAAAGAGAAUAUUAAACUUCGAAUCAAGGAGCUUGUCGAGUAUCCUGAUAAAAUGUGGUUGCUGCUCUAUCCCGAGGGUACGCGUUUUACGCCAAAAAAGCUAGAAGCGAGUCAGAAAUUUGCCAUCGAAAAAGGUCUGCCAAUAUUAAAAUAUCAUUUAACGCCACGCACAAAGGGCUUUACCGCCAGCAUUCCACAUAUGAGAGGCAAAGCAACGGCCAUCUAUGAUGUUCAGAUAGCAUUCAAACCAUCUGAUCCUGUGAAACCGACUAUGAAGAAUCUUCUUUUUGGAAAACGACUAGAAGGAUAUUUGUAUGCUAAAAGAAUUCCAAUUGAGGAAGUACCAGAAGGAGAUGAAGCGGCUGCUGAAUGGCUGCAGACGCUUUAUCAGCAAAAGGAUCGUAUGGCGGAGAGCUUCUAUGAAACCGGUGAUUUUUUUGCUACGAGCGGAGUACCUAGGAUAGGUUCGUUCAGGCUAAAGAGAAGAUAUUAUUCUCUUGUUAACACUAUUUGCUGGGCGAUAGUUGUUCUUGUACCAAUGCUAUAUUACCUCCUAAGGCUCCUGCUAUCUGGCUCGAUCUUUGGCAUUACUGUCGCGGUCGGGGUUAUCUUUGUAUUUUAUGUGCUAAUGUACAAAACUCUGGGAAUGUCGGAAAUAAGCAAGAGUUCAUCGUAUGGUACGGAGGAUACAAAAAAGGACAAAUAAUUUCAAAACAAUUGCUUUAUGAGAGAUUCCCGUAAAAAAAUAGAAGUAUCAAAACAAGGAUCGAAGAAAUAGAUUAUACGAUUAUACAAUUUGGAUGAGAAGAGUAACAAGAAAGAAGAUUGGAAAAGAAUACAACAGAUACGUAUAUAUUUGAUUUAUACUCUUGUGUAAUCCAUUCGGUGCGCGCAAGCGCACAUGCAAUAAAUGCGUUUUCUGUAUGGAUUAAAUAUGUAACACAUAGACUUACACAUACUUAAUAUACAGAGUAUUCUGAAAUUCACGAAUAAAAAUACAACAUUAAGAAAGUUUCUAAAAAAUUAAGUAAAACAGUUAUUUGUAAAUUUUUAUUUUAAGCAAUAGUUUUGUAAAAUAAUAAGAGUUUAAAUAUGACCAAUUGCAGACUACAUUUGAACGCUGAAGUGCAUGUUUAUUAAUAGUGUUUUUCCUUGAGAUGCACUGAGUGAAGUCUUCCUCCCAAUUGACUUUCAUUUUCAAUUUUAAAUAUCACACUGACUGUACACUAUUCCUUUGUUGAGAUGGUGUAGCAAAAUCUCUGCACUUCGUGCAUAUAACUUGCUCUAUACCGUAAUCACGGAAACCCCUACAUCCAAAUUAGUAAUACAAAUGAAUUUGCCUACGAUCAGCUAUGGACAUGCUACAUUGUCUAAUAACGUUUCCUACUAGGAGAACUAGUGCAUACUGAGUGCAAUUUUAUUGUUUCACUGUCAUCAGUUAAAAAUCAGUUCACAUAUUUUUUUAGUGUUUAAUAUUCCAUUGAUAAAACUGAUGCAAACACUUGUAGUAAAUUCAGUUUUUUUUCUAUCAUCUUUGAAGUGGAGACCAGUGCAGUUGAAAUUGAGGUUGUGUUAAAGUAUGAUGUUAUGUUACGAUAUGAUAUUACAUUAUUCUAAUUAAUGUCAACAAUGACAUUGUGUUAAUUUUCUAAUAAUAAGAUGUUUCUAAUAAUAGCUACGCAAUGAUAUUUUGAUAUUUAAAACUCU